Toxorhynchites rutilus septentrionalis is the source of this 2436-nucleotide messenger RNA. Its product is annotated as zinc finger protein 226-like. The record is from RefSeq and is a predicted model, not a curated record. The coding region runs from base 652 to 2217 and encodes 521 amino acids. NCBI's taxonomy places the organism in Eukaryota, Metazoa, Arthropoda, Insecta, Diptera, Culicidae. The transcript is spliced from 3 exons. Gene Ontology annotation, cellular component: nucleus.
AGCAGAAGCACGCGAUCUUGGAGGGUGUUAUUUUUUAUUUGCGGCAGUGUUGCUCCUUAUCCGUGUUGACGUGUUGUGUUAUCAAUAAGUGCAAGAAAGUUUUCAUACUCAAAUGUGAAAUUUAAUAAAAAAAGGAAUGAAGUGAUUUUUUGUCUGCCAGCAAAUAGCAGAGGUUUACAUUUCAAACAGAGGAAAAUUUCGUGAUCGAAAUACAGUAAGUGCGGGUGUAGAGUGUGUCGGUCGGAGAAAGGAAGGCUAAUCCUCAUUCAUAUUCAGCUCGCUCAUUUCGGAUGACGUGACGGAACUGCAAAUUGAAAGAAAUUUCAGCUAUAUAAGUGCACGUACCUAAAAUAUAAGCGAGCGAACGAACAAGUGUGUAUAUGCGGCUGGAUCCAUGAUGGAAGCUUGUGCAGGGGCGUGAUUUAAUUCUAGCGACCAUUAUCGAACGCGGCCCAGCCCGGCCAAUUGUGUUCGGCGCGGAGUUCUCCCAGUCGAAGGUCGCACACGGAGCAGACGGAUUUGCGCGACCAUAAAGCGGCCUCCACAACCUGUGAUCAACGAUUUUCAAUCCAACUCGUGCGUGUCAGCAGACACGAGAAAUUACAAGGCUCGGAACCGUUCGAAUAUUCGAUUACUUGCGGAGAGCGAACCAUGAACACACUGUACCUUGUUUACGUGCCACAUACGGUGGAGUAUACACCUGCUGUCCAGUUCUCUACGCUCGAGUAUGCGACCGUGGAAAUCGUUAACGACAUCCGAUGUCCUUCCGGCGAUGAUGGGUCUGUUACGUCCAGCGACGCAACAAAUGUCAGUGCGGAUUCGCAGAUAAAAUUUGGGAUAAAGACCGAAAGGCCCGAUUCUUUUCUGGAGAAAGUAUUCCUCGGACCGAAUGGAGGAGCCCAUCUGGACUUUAUGCUUUCGCAAAAUUGUCCCACGAAGGAAAAUUUUCAUCGCACAGAAGAGAACACUGCAAAGUGCCAUUUUCAUGAACCGACAGAAAAUCCGCUCACUCCGAGUCGAUUACCAGCAAUUAUAGCGGACGCCAUAAUUGAGGAUUCCAGCUCUAGUAUCGACGAAGGAAUCGGACUUAGUGCGUCGGAUGAUUCUGGCGACGAUCAAAGUCUUCCUGAUAGCAACAACAACAACAACAGCAACCACAAAUGUAUAAACGGAAAAACCAUAGAGGACAACUGCCACAAUCCGGACGAGGAAGAUGACGACGAUCUCGAUUAUGGGGACGAAGGCGGGAGGGACAUUAAUUCCGCGCUUAUCAACGGCAAGAAAAAGCGGAAGGCUAGCGGCAAUAAAUCAUACCAAUGCGAAAUCUGCGAGGAGCUAUUUUCAAAGAAAAAAAUACUUCGGGAACAUCUCAGCCAGCAGCAUCCGGGCCAGAACUCGAACCGAUGUCACAUCUGUGGCAAAACAUUCAAGCUACGGUCAAAUUUGCGCCAGCACGCGAGGAUACACACCGGCGAGCGUCCUUUUCGGUGCGACAUCUGUGGGAAAACUUUCGUGCAGGGCAGCGCGCUGACAGUUCACAAAGAACUGCACAAGGAUAACAAGGAGUAUAAGUGUGAUGUGUGUAAAAAGGACUUCAAAUCUAAGUUUGCGUUUAAGAAACAUGAAAAGGUGCACCAAGGGUUAAGGCCGUUUAUCUGUGAUGUGUGCGGAAAAUCGUUCACCCAGUCUUGCAAUUUGAAGGCACAUCUUCAACUUCACAGCGGGAAUUAUGCUUUCAAAUGUGGCACAUGUUUGAAAACAUUCCGAUUCAAAUCGCACUACGAGGACCACCUUAUGACUCACACGAAGGACAAAAAGUAUACCUGCCUCAUAUGUGGGCGGAAUUUUGCCUACAAAAAUUCUUACCAACGCCAUAUGCAGCACAUUCACAAAGAGGAAUCCCAGCAUCAGUGCAAUAUAUGUAGUAAAACUUUUGUGAAAUUGAGCCAUUUAACGUUCCACAAAAAGUCCCACCGCAAAGGCAGCUCGUUAAUUUGUGAAAUUUGCGGUUUAGUGUUUGAGGAAGAAACUACUUUAGCGAGGCAUUACCAAACCGUUCACGGUAGCGAAGAAGAGCGGAGGCUGUUUAAAUGUGUCAUAUGUAGCAAAUCCUUCGAGGACGAGUGUGAACUGAAAACACACUUCAAGCUACACGAAGCGGACGACUGUCCUUUCAAGUGUGGGAUGUGUGGGAUUUUGAAUCUAAGUCAGUCGUAAUCAGUGAGGGGUUAAUUUCGGCUCCCGCCUUUCAUAUUUUAUACAUUCCUACCUAGAUAAGCAAAAGGAACCGUGUUGUGAUAUGUGUACAUAUAUAUAGUACCUUUAUGUUGAACAUCAUUUAGAUUAGGAUAAGAUUAGUUUUAAUUAUGAAUUCUCGAAAAAGGUCCCUGUGAAUGGUACAACGAAAAGACAAAGAACGAGAGCUUCUGCUCUAAU